Messenger RNA from Rhopilema esculentum, 2732 nucleotides. Its product is annotated as RAC-gamma serine/threonine-protein kinase. Lineage: Eukaryota; Metazoa; Cnidaria; Scyphozoa; Rhizostomeae; Rhizostomatidae. Gene Ontology annotation, molecular function: ATP binding; protein serine/threonine kinase activity. Gene Ontology annotation, biological process: protein phosphorylation. The record is from RefSeq and is a predicted model, not a curated record.
UAAAAGCGAAACAAAAAGUACCGCAAAUAUGGAGAGCCCCCUACCCUAAUCUAAUUGUUAUUGUUUAACGAUGAUGAACGCGUUUCAGCGCAGCAACCCGAGGAUCAACACGGAAAACUUGCCAGUACAAGGAAGCUUCUUUUGAUCACAGAGAGAUAGGUCGGUGCAUUCCCAACCCACGUUUUAUAAGAGACAAAACGCAGGUUAUAGUUUGAUUCAAGGCAGAGAGAGACCCCAUAUCAAGCUGAAGGAAGUUGAUUUUAGAAUAGGAGCUGAAAGCUAAACAAUUUAUAAUGAAGGAUAAAAGCACAGUUGUCAAAGAAGGAUGGGUUUCGAAGAGAGGGGAAUAUAUAAAGAACUGGAGACCAAGAUAUUUCAAAUUGAUGAGUGAUGGAAGUUUUCUUGGCUUUAAGGAGAAGCCAGCAAAAGAAAACACAGAGCCACUAAAUAAUUUCUCUGUUGAAAGAGCACAGGUUAUGCAAACAGAGAAACCAAAAGCUAACACAUUCAUAAUACGAUGUUUCCAGCUAACAACACUUGUUGAAAGAACUUUUCAUGUUGAAACAAGCGAGGAAAGAUCUUUAUGGGUUAAUGCAAUUGAAGAAAUUUCAAAGCGCUUGCAGGAAGAGGAAGAUUCUUCAAGCAAAACCAGCACACAAAGUUCAGACAGUGACUCUGAUCGAACGCUUGAGGACUUUGAAAUGAUGAAAGUUUUGGGAAAAGGAACAUUUGGAAAGGUUAUGUUAGGCAAAGAUAAAAAAUCUGGGGAAAUAUUCGCUAUCAAGAUAUUGAAGAAAGAGGUCAUCCUUCAGAAGGACGAAGUUGAGCACACUCUCACUGAAAACAGAGUCCUUCAAAGUGCCAAACACCCUUUCCUUACUCAAUUGCGGUUCUCCUUUCAAACGAAGGACAGACUGUGUUUUGUAAUGGAGUAUGUCAACGGUGGAGAGCUAUUCUUUCAUUUGUCGCGAGAAAGAGUGUUCUCAGAAGAGCGUUCUAGAUUUUAUGGAGCAGAAAUAACUUGUGCUGUCAAGUAUCUUCACGAGAGAAAUAUCGUCUAUCGUGACUUGAAGCUUGAAAACCUGCUUUUAGACGCCGAAGGACACAUAAAGAUUACAGAUUUUGGAUUAUGUAAAGAAGAUAUAUCAUUUGGGGACACAACAAAAACAUUCUGUGGAACACCUGAAUACCUCGCUCCAGAGGUGCUUGAAGACAAUGAUUACGGUCGCAGCGUUGAUUGGUGGGGCUUUGGUGUUGUUUUAUACGAAAUGUUAUGUGGAAGGCUGCCAUUUUACAACAGGGAUCAUGAAGUUUUGUUUGAGCUUAUUCUCAGUGAGGAAGUUCGCUUUCCUUCGCGAUUGUCAGAGGUUUCCAAAAAUGUUCUUUCUGGCCUUUUGACAAAGGAUUCCAAGAAAAGACUUGGCGGAGGUAGUCGUGACGCAUAUGAAGUGAUGGAGCACCCAUUUUUCCAUGGCAUUAGCUGGGAUGAUGUUUAUAAUAGAAAGCUCCGUCCGCCAUUCAAGCCUGAGAUCAAGGGCGAAUCAGAUGUAGGAAACUUCGACCCUGAAUUCACAACGGAAACUCCACGCUUAACGCCACCAGAGAGCUCAGUUCUAUCCGAAGACGCGAGCAAGCCAGUUUUUGGAGAAUUCGCAUAUCAAAAAAAGUAACUAUUUGCGCGGAAAAUUCUUCUUGUCUGUGUACCAAUGUCUUGACGUAAAAUAGUUUUAUUAAUCUUUGGAAAAUUUACCAAACGUUUUGGGAAAUAAACUAUCGUUUUUGCUAGUUAUUUACGAAGCAUUCGUUGUCGUUAAGAGAAUAAGAAUGUUUUGGGGGGGGGGGGGGUGUUAUCGCGCAGGUGAAGAUAAUCAUCUCAUUUCAAUCCUAUGAUAGUUUCAAUCCUAUUAUCUCAGUCUUAAUAGUAGUAUCAUACUGUAAAGGUCGUAUAUAAAUUCGAUGCUCUGCCUGCAGCCGAGUUGAUGACUUAUUUUAUCAAACAUUAUUAUUAUACUCAUUUCUUUCUGUGGUUCACUUAAAGGCUACUGAAAUGACAAACGACAUGACGUCUUUCGCAUUGGAUAUUGUAUGUCAUCCAGCCCCGUGCAACCCCUGUUUGAUAUUCUGCAAUAGGUCUCUGUCAUAAGGAUUCGCUUGGUUAACAUCGUUUAAAUUACGUAGUAGCAGGGGGGUUUAUACAUGCAACGCCAAGGUAGAUUGUCGUUAGGUACCACCACUAUAUGGUUGUUUCAACCGUUUUGUAGUGAAAUUUUUUUAUUGUUUUAAAUUAAAAAGGUGAUUAGUUGAAUGUUUGAAUCAUUAAACUUGUUGCAUUGGAAAGUAAAAUUUCGAUGAUGAAGACAAAAACUGUUUGUUAUGAUAACUUAUCAAUCGCCAAUGAACCUAUCCUAAUAAAUUUAAUUCUUGGCUACAUCCUAAAGAGCUAGUAAUAAUUUGAUUUGUGAAAGAUGGAAAUUUUUCUAUUGAAUAACUUUGUUUCGUUGCUUAUGCACCUUCUUCUAACAUGUUUAAUGAACUCUGAUAAUUUUUUUUGGAAAUAUCAAUUAAUUUUGUAGACAAGAUAAGGAGGGGCUUGUGUAAUCCAUAAAAUGGCUAGUUUUGUAGUAUUUGAUUUCUAAUAUUUUUGAUAAUUUUAAGAUAGAAGAUGAACAUUUUUUGCUAUUCUAGUAGUCCUUAUCUUCGCAGUUUUUAUUAAAUACGAUAUAUUCUGUUAA